CUACUACUACUACUACUACUUUCACUACUCUAUUAAUUAUGGAUUCACAAGGCUUACCUCCUGGAUGGUCAGUGGGUUAUGAUAGUGUCACCGGUUUCCCCUAUUUUAUUGAUCAUAUUAAUAAAUCUACCACAUGGGAAGAUCCCCGAAAGUCUAAAAAUCAGGUACAUCCUAUCACCUCAUCAUCAACCAGCAGUAAUACCAAUAACCAUCACCAUCAGUUUGAAAGAGAACAACAGUCAUCACCAAACUGUUCUGAUAAAAAAUAUCAUGAGAAUACUUCAACAACAAAUGAAACUCAACCAUCAUCAUCCUCGUCAAUACCUAUUAAAUCAGAGCAUGCAGAAUGUCAUGAUAGCAAUGAAACAGCACAAUUAUUAGAUCCAAUGUCUCUCAUAGAACAUGCUCAAAGUGAACUUGAAGAAUUGAAAGCUAAGAUUAUUGAUUAUUUUCCGACAUGUAAAGAUAAAGCAUACCUUCUUUUUGAGGAUAAACUUGAAAAGUUGACACUACGAUUGGAUAAUAUCGAUUCUGCUGGAGAUUCAGCCAUACGGAAUAAACGUCGAGAAGUGAUAUUGUCUAUUCAAAGUGUUCUAAAUAGUUUAGAGGAUAAACUGACUAAUCAACUGAUUGUAGUGAAAUGGGAAUCAGAUAGUCAUAAUCUAUCAUCUGUUGACAAUAAUACCGAACCUCAAGAUUCUGAACAACAACAACAACUUGACUGUGAAACAGUUACUCAUCAAACUUUUAACAAAGAUAAUCAACAUGAAUGAAGAACGCAUAACUGACUCACCUUCAUCGUAUUUCUAUUCUUAGAAGGUAGCAGUAGGCAGGCGUAUAGCCAACUUCUUAUUUUUCUCAUUUCUUUUCAUUGGAUUAAUUGGUUUCCUGUACAAAACAGAAUAAUAAUCAUAAUAUCUUUUCCAUUAUAUUAUCU
Molecule: messenger RNA, 937 nt
Organism: Heterobilharzia americana
Lineage: Eukaryota; Metazoa; Platyhelminthes; Trematoda; Strigeidida; Schistosomatidae
Source: the annotation of a GenBank genome assembly